AUGGCACAUACGGUUAGCGGGUGCUCGCUGGCACUUAUUUUUAUCAUCAUGUUGCUGUUGGUUAAGGCAAAAAUAGAUGUGUGCAAGAGAGGGGAUGUGACUGUGCAGCCUUCCCAUGUCAUUUCAUUAGGAUCCGCUGUCAACAUUUCCUGCUCUGUGAAGCCCAAACAAGGCUGCUUGCCAUCCUCCAGUUCUAGCAAGUUAAUCCUCUACAAGUUCGACAGGAGAAUUUAUUUUGACCAUGGUCACUCCCUCAGUUCUCAAGUCACAGGUCUUCCCCUGGGCACAACCCUGUUUGUCUGCAAGCUGGCCUGCAGCAGCAGUGACGAGAUUCGAAUAUGUGGGGCAGAGAUCUCCGUCGGUGUUGUUCCAGAACAGCCUCGAAACUUAUCUUGUAUACAGAAGGGAGAACGUGGAACUGUGACCUGCGCCUGGGACAGAGGACGAGACACCCACCUGUAUACUGCAUACACUUUACAGUUAAAUGGACCAAAAAAUUUAACUUGGCAAAAGCAAUGUAAUGACCAUUAUUGUGAUCAUUUGGACCUUGAAAUCAACCUAACCCCUGAAUCACUUGAAUCUAGUUACACAGUCAAGGUUACUGCUAUCAAUAGUCUUGGGAGUGCUUCUUCAUUUCCAUCCUCAUUCACACUGUUGGACAUAGUGAGGCCUCUUCCUCCGUGGGACAUCAGAAUCAAAUUCGUAAAUGCUUCCGUGAACAGGUGUACCCUUCUGUGGAGAGAUGAGGGGCUGGUGCUGCUCAAUCGACUCAGAUAUCGGCCCAUUAACAGCAGAUCCUGGAAUAUGGUUAAUGCCACGAAUGCCAAAGGAAGACAUGACUUGCUGGAUCUGAAACCCUUUACAGAAUAUGAAUUUCAGAUUUCCUCUAAGCUACAUCUUUAUAAAGGUAGCUGGAGUGAUUGGAGUGAAUCAUUGCGAACACAAACACCAGAAGAAGAGCCUACCGGAAUGCUCGAUGCCUGGUAUGUGAGGCAGCACGUUGACUACAAUAGACAACAGAUCUCUCUUUUCUGGAAGAAUCUGAGUCUAUUGGAAGCAAGAGGAAAAAUCCUCCACUAUCAAGUGACCUUACAGGAGGUGGCAGGAGGGGAAAUCACACUACAGAACAUCACAGAACACACCUCCUGGACCUGGGUCAUUCCCAGAACUGGGAACUGGGCUGUGGCUGUGUCUGCAGCUAACUCGAAAGGCAGUUCCCUGCCCACUCGUAUUAACAUAACGGAUCUGUGUGGGACGGAGUUGCUGGCUCCUCAACAGGUCUUUGCAAAGUCAGAAGGCAUGGACAAGCUCAUGGUGACGUGGACACCUCCAGAGAAAUCUGCCCCUGCUGUGCAGAAAUACGUGGUGGAGUGGAGGGAGUUCCACCCAGGGGGCGGCAUGCAGCCCCCUCUUGGCUGGUUGUGGAGUACCCCCUACAGCCUGUCUGCUCUGAUUUCAGAAAACAUAAAACCCUACAUCUGUUAUGAAAUCCGUGUGCACGUGCUUGCAGGGGACCAGGGAGGGUGCAACUCCACCCGGGGUAGCUCCGAGCACAAAGCACCACUGAGUGGCCCCCACAUUAAUGCCAUCUCAGAGGAAAAGGGGAGCGUUUUAAUUUCAUGGGACGAAAUUCCAGCCCAGGAGCAAAUGGGCUGCAUCCUCCAUUACAGGAUAUAUUGGAAGGAACGGGACUCCAACUCCCAGCCUCAGCUUUGUGAAAUUCCCUACAGAAUCUCCCCAAAUUCACAUCCCAUAGACAGCCUGCAGCCCAGAGUGACAUAUGUUCUGUGGAUGACAGCUCUGACAGCUGCCGGUGAAAGCCCCCAAGGAAAUGAAAGAGAAUUUUGUCUGCAAGGCAAAGCCAAUUGGAGCGCAUUUGUGGCGCCAAGUAUCUGCACGGCUGUCAUCAUGGUGGGCAUUCUCUCAAUGCGUUGCUUCCGACAAAAGGUAUUUGUUCUCCUUUUGGCCCUCAGACCUCAGUGGUGUAGCAAAGAAAUUCCAGAUCCAGCAAAUAGCACUUGGGCCAAGAAAUAUCCUAUUGUGGAGGAAAAGACACAGCUGGCCUUGGAUAGGCUCCUAAAAGACUGGCCCACUGCUGAAGAACCUGAGCCCCUGGUUAUCAAUGAAGUCCUUUGUCGAGUGACACCAGUCUUCAGACCUCCCCAUCACCCCAGCUGGUCAGAAAAGGGACAAGGAGUCCAAGGUCACUAUACCUCUGAGGAAGACACAGGGUACAUUGCCUCAAGCCCACCACCUCCGAGAGCUCUCACAGCAGAGACAGGACAAGGGGUGGAUCUAUACAAGGUUCUGGGGAGCAAGGGUCCUGACUCAAAGCUGGGAAACCCAGCCAGCCCCUUGACCGUCCUCCCAGUGGACUACCUUCCUACCCAUGAGGGCUACUUACCCUCCAACAUGAAUUAUCUCCCUUCACACGAGGCUCCCAUAACUGAUCCUCUGGAAGAACUGCCUCAGCACAUCUCUCUUUCCAUUUUCCCCUCAAGUUCCCUUAGCCCACUCACCUUCUCCUGUGGUGAGAAGUUGACUCUGGACCAGUUAAAAAUGGGGUGUGGCUCCCUCAUGCUCUGA
Rangifer tarandus platyrhynchus (Svalbard reindeer) is the source of this 2586-nucleotide messenger RNA. Lineage: Eukaryota; Metazoa; Chordata; Mammalia; Artiodactyla; Cervidae. The record is from the annotation of a GenBank genome assembly.